AUGCCAAUAGGUAAACCUAUCACUAAAAGUCAAAUAACUAACCUCCUUAAACCAACAUGGAGUGUUAAUUCCAUUCUUAAUUCCACAAAAAUCCCAGAGAUUAGCCAGAAAACCGUGGAUAAAAUGAUCUUCAUCUCAGGUCUUGACGAUGACUUACAGUUCAAACAAUCAUUGGAGAAACAAUUAUCAGUAGUUAACGAAUUGGAUAAAGGUAAAGGUGAUAACAACUCAUUGUUCAGAUUGUUAAAGUCAGACUUUCAUCCAGUAAAGAUGAAUCUUCAGCAAAUACAAGAAGAUAUACGGAACCUUCGUCCUAGAGAAGACAAGGGAGAGGUCGGAUUCGGUAAACAUGAUUAUUAUGUUGUUAGAAGUAAGUAG
Messenger RNA from Yamadazyma jaroonii, 378 nucleotides. Lineage: Eukaryota; Fungi; Ascomycota; Pichiomycetes; Serinales; Debaryomycetaceae. The record is from the annotation of a GenBank genome assembly.